AUGCUGCGUCUCGUGUUCGUUGUGCUGGCGUUCCUUAGCAUUGAAAUCUUUUGUCAAGAGGUGGAAAUAAGCGAUGAGGAAUUAUUUGUACAGCCACAGCCAGCACCUAGCGAGGAGUUGCACAUAAAUGAGAAUGAUUUCUACACGGGCUCGCCCGAUAUGAGUGCCAUUUUGUCUUUUGUGGAUCCACCGUUGGGCCAACUGGAGUCCCCAAGCUCAAUAUCUCUUGUAGCAGGGAAGCCAGCUAGUUUCAUUGUGUUAUUGGAGAACAGUCGAAAUAGUUCUAAUUCAUACUCCCUGCAGAUCCUUGAGGCCGCUCUUCAUUAUCCAAGGUAUUUUGGCUACCAUAUUCAAAAUUUCACUGUCCAACGCCUCCAGAACACCUUGGAACCGAAACAGCAGGCCAGUCUUCAUUACACUUUUGUUCCAGCAGCAGAACUCACAGGGCAGCACUUUGAUUUAGCCGUCAUUCUGACGUAUCACGAUCAAACUGGCAAACUUUACUCCCAUGCCCUCUUUAAUGAAACCAUUGCGUUUUUAGAAGACGCAGAAGGAAUGGAUUUUGAGCUAAUAUUCCUCGGGUUGAUGAUAGUUGGUGUCUGUGUUCUCGUUCUCAUUUUUAUUUGGCAUUGGAUCUCCAAAAAGGCGGGCAGACGACCACAUGGUGGCAAGCCAGGACUUGCUUCCAACGGGACUGAUGGCAUGAGGCUCAAUGAAUACGUAACAAAGAAGUCACCCCGUCAACCUAAUUCAGGAAAUGGAAACGUUAACUCCAAAAUGAAGCAUCGCCAAGGCAAGAAGUAA
This is a messenger RNA of Echinococcus granulosus, 804 nucleotides long. Its product is annotated as Translocon-associated protein subunit alpha. Gene Ontology annotation, cellular component: endoplasmic reticulum. The transcript has 6 exons. Lineage: Eukaryota; Metazoa; Platyhelminthes; Cestoda; Cyclophyllidea; Taeniidae. The record is from RefSeq and is a predicted model, not a curated record. The coding region runs from base 1 to 804 and encodes 267 amino acids.